GGGCGGAAGUGAGGAGCUGCUGCGCGGUGGGGGCCGCCACUUGAUGUAAAGUGGACGAGCGCCGACAUGGCGCGCUCAGAGAGCGUCGCCGCUCCCUUGGCAGUCCUGGUGCUGUUGCUGUGGGGCGUUCCUUGGACUCACGGGCGGCGGAGCGACGUGCGAAUCAUCACGGAUGAGAACUGGAGAAAUAUGCUGGAAGGAGAGUGGAUGAUAGAAUUUUAUGCUCCAUGGUGUCCUGCUUGUCAGAAUCUCCAACCAGAAUGGGAAAGUUUUGCUGAAUGGGGAGAAGAUCUUGAAGUUAAUGUUGCAAAAGUAGAUGUCACAGAACAGCCAGGACUGAGUGGAAGAUUUAUCAUAACUUCUCUUCCUACUAUUUAUCAUUGUAAAGAUGGUGAAUUUAGGCGUUAUCAGGGACCCAGGACCAAGAAGGACUUCAUAAACUUUAUAAGUGAAAAAGAAUGGAAGAAUAUUGAACCUGUUUCAUCAUGGUUUGGUCCAGGUUCUGUUCUGAUGAGCAGUAUGUCGGCACUCUUUCAGCUAUCUAUGUGGAUUAGGACUUGCCAUAACUAUUUUGUAGAAGACCUUGGAUUACCAAUUUGGGGAUCAUACACAGUUUUUGCUCUAGCAACUCUGUUUUCAGGACUAUUAUUAGGACUUUGCAUGAUAUUUAUGGCAGAUUGCCUUUGUCCUUCUAAAAGGCGUAGACCUCAGCCAUACCCUUCCAAAAAAUUGCUUCUGGAAUCUUCUCAACCUUUGAAAAAAGUGGAGGAAGAACAAGAAGCUGAUGAAGAAGAUAUUUCAGAAGAAGAAGCUGAAAAUAAAGAAACAAGUAAAGACUUUGCACAGAGUGCUGUCCGACAGCGUUCUGUGGGUUCUUCGUUGGCCACGGAUAAAUCCUAGUUAAUUUUUAUAAGUAUAUUAGUAUGAUAUUGAUAAAAACAGAAGAUUAUUUCUUUUUGUUUGAAGUGAACUGUGACUUGGCUAUAAAUUUGCAGAGUUCAGUGUAGAUUGUUAUUAGACCCAACAGUCUACUUUCAAAAGUAAAAGUAGCAGUAUCUAAAAUCUUGGAAAUAGAACUUAAGAACAGAAUGGUAGUAUAAAAGAUUCUUUAUAAACAUGUUGGAAAAAUAUGGUGCCAAGCAAUAAGAUUUAUCUGUGUUUGUUUAACAAUGAUCUGUUUAAAGUUUGAAUUGAAAAAUUAAACAUUUCCCAAGUAUUGCAUUGUUGAGGUAUUUAAAGGGAUUACUUUAGAGAAAAGGAUUUCUCAUUUGAUAAUAAUUUUUCUCGGUUUCACUGUGUGAAAAAAAGAACAUUUCCCAUAAAUGGGAGCUUUGCCCUCUGUCUCAAGAAAUAUGUAUUUCAGUGACAACUGUGAUCUUUUUAAGCGAUCCGGUAUAAUUUCUUCAUGUUUCAAUUAUGCAACAAAUAAAAAUUACCUUGAAUUAAUUUUCUGCAUGUGAUAAUGCAUGCUCAUUUGUAGGAUGUGCUCUUUAUUUAAGUUCAUUGUAUUGACUUGAGUCCUGCAAAGACUAUUUGCCUUUUAAAAAAAAGUUUUUCUUUGUUCAAUAUAUGGUUUGUAUUUUUCUACUUAGUAUGGGUUAUAAUUUUUUUACUUAGUUAACAGUAUUGUUUUUCUUUCAGAAGCUUACUGGGGGAAUUCUUUUUUUUUUUUUUUUUUUUUAAGAAAGGAUUAAUUAACAAAACCAUAGGGUAGGAGGGUUACAACUCCACACAAUUCCCACCACACAAUCUCCAUAUCCCACCCCCUCCCCUGAUAACCCUCCCAUUAUCCAUCCCUCUGGGAGCAUGGACCCAGGGUCAUUGUGGGUUGCAGAAGGUAGAAGGUCUGGCUUCUGUAAUUGCUUUCCCUGGGGGAAUUCUUUACUGAUAAUUUAAAAUUUGGCCACUCAUCAAAUUUUAUAUCAUUUUUAUUUCAGUUUUUUGCAAGUGAAACAGAACAGUCUUAGUUUUUAUUUGAUGUUUUGGAAAAGCGUUGGCAUUUUACAUUUUGAAAUUUGCAUUCUACUCAGGUACAAAGGAUCUCAGUUGUUUUCAGUGUAUUUUUAUGCACAGAGUUCUUAACUGGUUUUACAAAGUCAGUGUAUACUUGAUUUAAAAGCAUAACAUGCUUCUGUUUUUAAGAGAAAAACUUCCAUUUCUUACUAUACUAUGUUGUGUGGUAUUUCACAAGUGGUAAUCAGCAUAAUGGUACAUUUAAUAUAUUUUUGUUUCCUAAAGAGAGCACAGUUUUCAACUUAUAGCAAAGAGAAUGGCAGCAGAGGACUAUUAGAUACAAGAAGGUGAAAAAACGUAAAUAUUCAGUGUGAAUAACCAUGUCCAUUAUGUGUGUAACAAUUUCUGUAAUGUUCCCUUUCAUCUUGAAUCUAUUACUAUGUGAAUUCAUUAAACCUACUGUACAUUAUGAUGUAUGUGUAAGACCUCUCCUUAAGAAUAUUAAAUAUUCCAUCAUUGAAGAGUUUAGAUUUGUAAUUUGUGAUGCUUUAGAAAAAAAUUUCUAAGCACAAAAUAAAAUUUUGUAAGCACUUCAUAGAGACAAA
Erinaceus europaeus (western European hedgehog) is the source of this 2558-nucleotide messenger RNA. It is a transcript of the gene TMX1, whose product is annotated as thioredoxin related transmembrane protein 1. Bases 67 to 900 code for a protein of 277 amino acids. NCBI's taxonomy places the organism in Eukaryota, Metazoa, Chordata, Mammalia, Eulipotyphla, Erinaceidae. The record is from RefSeq and is a predicted model, not a curated record. The transcript is spliced from 8 exons.